AUGACAGCAUAUGGACCAACAACUAUCCAAGAGAUAUAUGUCAUUGAUGAAAGCUUGAACCCUAUAUGUUUGACUAUGUGGGGUAAAUUUGUCCAAGACGAAUGCCAGAAAAUAUCAGAAAUUAUUGAAGAUAAACCAAUAAUACUUGGAACAAAAAUAUCUGUUCGAUCAAGAAACGGAUUGUCUCUGUCAUCACGUCCGUCAAGUACCUUUACAAUCAAUCCCAUUCUUCCUGAGGCAGCUACAAUGAAGAAAUGGGCGGAUGAUAAUGAUUUGAUCAUCAAAAGUAUCAUUGCAAGAAACCUAACAUACCCAUCUGCCCCUCUGUCAUCUGUUGGUAUCCGAGAAAUUGUGAAGAACUGCGAUAUUGCAGAGUUGAUUAAGGGUCUGCAACCCAUGGAGAAACUCAAAAUCUGGAUAGAGGCCAAGAUAAAAGUGAUUGACUUGGACCAAAUCUUUUAUUACAUGUCAUGUGUUGGCUGUAAUAAAGGAACUGGAUAUAAAUAUAAUGAAAGCUUCGUUUGUAUGUAUUGCAAAAAUCAAGGAGUCUGCAAACCACGUGCUAGGGCAUAUGUUGAACUGGACGAUAAUACUGGAAAGAUAGCUGCUAUUAUGUUUGGUGAAGUAGCAGAAGAGGCAUUUGGUUGUUCAGCAAUUGAAUUGAUGGAGAAUUCUGGAGAGGAACAUCAACCAUAUAUAAAAAGCGUUGCAGACAAAUUAUCAACAAAAAUAUGGAAGAUUCAAGUUUAUGCAGAUCCAGAGAAACUGAAUGAGAAAAGACAUAAGCAUUUUAAUGUUCUCUCUAUCGAGGCAAUGGAAGAUGAGAGAAAUGAUGGAUCAUCAUCUUAG
Messenger RNA from Juglans regia (Persian walnut), 849 nucleotides. Its product is annotated as replication protein A 70 kDa DNA-binding subunit B-like. The record is from RefSeq and is a predicted model, not a curated record. The coding region runs from base 1 to 849 and encodes 282 amino acids. The transcript has 7 exons. NCBI's taxonomy places the organism in Eukaryota, Viridiplantae, Streptophyta, Magnoliopsida, Fagales, Juglandaceae.